GAAAACCCCCGAAAACUAUAUACAGAAAACCCCCGAAAACUUGUAGCGACAAGAAGUGAAAACACUAACGCGGAAAAAGCAAAUUCUUCAGGGGUGUAAUAGAAAAAGUCACCUCCUAAUUUCCCCAUCUCCUUGAACCCUAACCUCUCGACCCCCUCGACCCCCCGCGUUCCCCAACUCUCAUCCGACCGCGCUCCACCCCUGAUUCGGCCUCGGAGCGCCCCGCAGGCCGCAGGGUUUGAGCCAGGCGGACCGGGGCCGUCCAGAUCCGGGGUAAUCGCCGUAGAUUUCUGCGGUUUCCUCCCCGCGGGGUUAUGAAGGCAGCGGGCUAUGACCCCUACGAUAGCAGCGGGACAGAUGAUGAUCUCCCCCCAGUCCAAAAUAGGGGACUAAGAGGACGAUCUUUCAGUGGGAAUGGCCGAGUGCCUAUCGGGACAUUUCCUUACAUGAAGGCACAUCAUGAUUUGGAGAGCGAAAUACACCGGGUUGAGCAAGAUGCAUAUACCGGGGUUCUUAGAGCAUUCAAAGUGCAAUCUGAUGCGAUAUCAUGGGAAAAAGAAAGUUUGAUUACUGAACUCAGGAAAGAACUGAGGGUUUCUGAUGAGGAGCACAGGGAGCUAUUGAACAAAGUCAAUGAAGAUGGGUCCAUCCGUCGAAUGAGGGAGUUGAGACAGGGAGGUGGAACUCAGAGUGGUCUGCAUCGUGGCAGCAGGGCUCUAUAUGACGCAGAACCUGGGUCCAGUGCCAAGAGGCAAAAGACAUCUCAUUUGAUUCCUUCGCAAUCUGCAAGCCUUCAGUCUCCUAUCAUGCAUUCCCACUCAGUUCCAUCUGCAAAAUGGGGGCCAUUGUCAGCAAGGAGCAAGAAGGCAAAGACGCCCAUGCCACCGGCACUACCGUCUGUGGAUCCAAGUUCAUUAAUCAACCGCAAAAUUUAUACAAGGUGGCCAGAAGACAACAACUUCUAUGAGGCCACCAUAACCAAUUAUAAUCCCACGACGGGUGAACACGCUCUUGUCUAUGACAUGGGCACACAAGCCGAGACUUGGGAGUCGGUCAGGCUUUGUGAUAUGGCACCUGAAGAUAUAAGAUGGGAUUUUGAAGGUCACGGGAUUUCAAAUCGAGAUGGCUGGGGUCCUUCUGGUCCUGCGUUGAAGAGGCACCCAAGCAACAAUGGUGCCAUGGCAGGCAGGAGCAGAGGGAGAGGCAGGUUUUCAACAAAUGAUGCCAUAAAGGAUUACGUUCCACCUCAAAAUGGCAUCGAUAGUAAUAUCGAUCACAUUGACAUACCUAACACUGAAAGUGUUGUGAUAGAGGUGGAGAGAGUAUUGUCCAAUCCAAAUAUGCGUGAAAUUGAAAAGGCAAGGAAACUGCUGAAAGAUCAGGAGCAGUCAUUACUCGAUGCAAUUGCCAGACUUGACGAGGCAUCGGAUAGUGAAAGUGUAGAUAUGGCCACGGAAGGCCGAAUGGGUUCUGCUGGUGACCACAUGGGUAGGAAUGGCAUUGCUUGUUAAUCGUUACAGCCAAUGACUGUGGACGACCUACCUCGAUUACUGAACAAAGAAACCAUGUGAUGGGAGAUCUGUCAUGCCAAAAAAAGUGUGUACUGGAAACAGUUGCUCCCUGAGAAGGUAUUCUUUGGCUACUAUACAUUGCACACGAGAGGCAGGGAGAUGCAACUGAAAGAAAAAGAAACUUUUCCGGCACCAUUCCUUCAGGUGAUUAGGGUGGUGGUAUUUCCUGUGUAAUAGACUAGAAGUAAUUGUAAUCUUUUAGAAAUGAUUAUUAACACGAAUAUCCAAGAUUCCAGAAUUUAGUGCCAACAGAUGUCUAACCCUGGUGUAGUACCAAUCGUACCAUAAUGACUCAUGGAUGUACACUGAAUUUUGCUGUGACCAUGUCCCAUUACCAUUGUGUGUUGUAAUGUAAAAAGGGAAUUGUUUGUUUCCAA
Phragmites australis (common reed) is the source of this 1948-nucleotide messenger RNA. Its product is annotated as protein EMSY-LIKE 3-like. Gene Ontology annotation, biological process: defense response to fungus. The coding region runs from base 315 to 1511 and encodes 398 amino acids. Lineage: Eukaryota; Viridiplantae; Streptophyta; Magnoliopsida; Poales; Poaceae. The record is from RefSeq and is a predicted model, not a curated record. The transcript is spliced from 10 exons. Gene Ontology annotation, cellular component: nucleus.